Molecule: messenger RNA, 942 nt
Organism: Rotaria sordida
Lineage: Eukaryota; Metazoa; Rotifera; Eurotatoria; Philodinida; Philodinidae
Source: the annotation of a GenBank genome assembly
AUGAUUGCAUUGACAAUAUUUCCAUUCUUCUUGUUAUUCUCACUAUUAGCAUCAUUUCGUGUUUCGGAGGAUGUACCAUAUCAGAGCCUAAUAGUAUCACAAUCCAUUGGUGAUUUUGGUAAUAUUCAACAGGGAAGAUUUGUAAAUUCCUCUUCGAAUUUAUUUUGGGAAUGGAGAAAUUUUACUGACAAUUUGGGUGCUAGUAUUGCUGGUAUUACUGUUUCAACUAACUAUGAAAAUAUUGCUAUUGGUAUGAUGAGUAAAAUGGGAAUCUUAUCUUCAAAUGGUCGUUACUUCUCAGUAUUAGCCACCAAUCUUACUCGCUGUCAUUAUGCGAUUGUAUUUCCUGCCAAACAUAUGAUAUUAUAUACAGAUGCUGAUGAACAUAUCUAUCAAGUCGAUCUCACUACCAAGAAACAGACAGUUUUGCUCAAUCAUGUUGGUGGAUCGGCAGGUACUCGUGGUCUAGUGUAUGAUUCGAUCAAUAAUUGGUUAUAUUUCUCUGGUGUACAACUAAUGCGUAGUCGUUUAGAUGGUACAGAGUUACAGAAUAUAACUCGAUAUUUAAAUUUAAACUAUGAAAAUCCUGGCUUUCAAAUUGCACUUGAUCACCAUUUCGAUUCAAAAAAUCCACGUGUCUACUUAGCAUUUAAUGGCGGUCUUUACAUGGUUAAUGCUGAUGGUAGUAAAGAAAAAUUAAUAUAUUCAUCAUCAGUCGAAACCAAUUACACCGGUCCAUAUGGCGUAGCUAUUGGAACAGAUCCUGGUGAUGGUCAACGAUAUAUAUUUUGGUGUCGAGGUCGUCGAGAAAAAGAAGCCUAUCUUGAACGUUCAAUACUUGACAAUGAUGGACAAUUAAGAACAAUCGAAUUGUUAUAUCAUAGUUCAGCUAGAGUCGGCCAAUGGCUCUAUGCCUUAGCCUUAGUACCAUGGCGAUUCUAA